AUGGAGCAGGAAGUCAAGUCUCCAGUCAUUCUCGAAGACUCCCGACAUGGCUACUUCAUGAAGCAAGCACUUGCGAUGGGCGAAAAGGCACUCGCUACUGGGGAGACCCCAGUCGGCUGUGUCCUAGUCUACAAUGACAAGAUUGUGGGAUCGGGUAUGAAUGAUACCAAUCGUUCAAUGAAUGGCACACGACAUGCCGAAUUCCUCGCCAUCGCAGAAAUGCUCCAGACCUAUCCCAAGUCUGCCAUCAAGGAGACCGACCUCUACGUUACAGUCGAGCCAUGCAUUAUGUGUUCCGCCGCCCUUCGGCAGUACGGGAUCCGGAGUGUCUUCGUGGGUACUCACAAUGAGAGGUUCGGAGGUGUUGGGGGCGUGCUGACGAUUCAUUCCGAUAAAUCUAUCGAUCCGCCUUACCCCGUGUACGUCGGGCUUUACAGAAAAGAAGCGAUCACUCUGCUCCGUCAAUUUUACAUCCAAGAGAAUGAAAAGGGUAAGACUAUUAUGAAAUGA
This is a messenger RNA of Penicillium waksmanii, 510 nucleotides long. Its product is annotated as nucleoside deaminase. Lineage: Eukaryota; Fungi; Ascomycota; Eurotiomycetes; Eurotiales; Aspergillaceae. Gene Ontology annotation, molecular function: tRNA-specific adenosine-34 deaminase activity; zinc ion binding. The transcript has 4 exons. Gene Ontology annotation, biological process: tRNA wobble adenosine to inosine editing. The coding region runs from base 1 to 510 and encodes 169 amino acids. The record is from RefSeq and is a predicted model, not a curated record. Gene Ontology annotation, cellular component: cytoplasm; nucleus.